AUGGACCUGUGCCGUCGUGCCUUCGCUCUUAGAUCUAACUCACUCUCACUUUCACUACAUCGACAUCGACAUCACAAAACUAGAUUCAUCAAACAAGGCUACGCCGUCAAGACGUCCUCUCAGAACACCACCACCACCAAACCACCCAAGAACUUCCUCGACCUGCCCGUCGAGCUCCACCUCCACAUCAUCGAGCUGGCCGUGACCGAAGACGAGUCAAUUCAAAUCACCCGCCGCUGCAACAGCCGCCUCCCAGACAUCCCCAUCAACGAAUGGAACACCACCACCGCCAUCACCCGCCGCAAACAACCGGCCAUCACCCAAGCCAGCCGCAGCAUCAGAGCCGACGCCCUCCCACUCUACUACAAGAGGAACAUCUUCAUGGGCUCCUACUGCAAGGCCGGCGCGCUUCCCCAACUCAAGGCCUGGCUCUACGCCAUCGGCGAGAAGAACCGUCGCAGCAUCUACAAGCUGCUCGUGUCGGAUCGAUCCGUGUGGGAUCUCUUUGCGUCGGACUGUUGGGAGGCGUGCGAGGCGCUGGCGAAUGAGCUUGACGCGGGGAUGUUGGUUGACGUGAGGGCCCGUGAGGCCUGGAUGUUGUUUUUUGAUGACGAGGAGAGCGAGGAUCAGGAGAAGCACUGCAAGAAGCGCUUGGGUGAUCUUUUACCGUCGAAGACGGGGGCGAAAGCCCCCAAGAAAGACUACUUCACCACCAAGAUGCCCGCCGAGCUCAUGAUGAUGGUGACCGACCUCCUGGACGAGCAGGACAUCCUCGCGCUCCGCUCCGCCCUCCCCAAGAUCUGGGAGAGUUUCGUCGUCUCGGUCCUGGGCAAGAAGUUCACGAGGCUGUACGUGUACGCCACCCACGGCUCGUUGUCGCGCUUCGCGCGCAUCUGCGCGACCCCCUUCUUCCAGCGCUAUGUGACGGAGGUGGUGUUCGUCUGCCACAGCCUCCUGGAGCGCUCGGUCGCGCCCAAGGGCGUCUUCACCUUCUCGUCCUUUUUUUACCAGCUCUACGAGCCGCAGUACUCAGAAGACUAUGGCCAACAAGGGUUUGAGCGGAGGGGAGCCAAGGGCGAGAACGCCUACGAACCGUACCGCGAGAUCCUGGCCGAGUACAAAGACACCCCUCUCAACAUCACCUACACGUUGAGCACCGGCUUCAGAUCUCUACCCCGUCUCCGGAAGGUGUACAUCCUACCAUGGCAAUCGAGGCUCAACAAGGAGGGCAUCAACCUUAGAACGACCUGGUACACCAGCGCCACCCCCGACGAAGACAUCACCAGCGAUGAGGCCGCCUCGGGCUUUCUGGCAGACGCACACGAGUACGAAUACUGGAACAGCACCGCACACGAUUGGGUCAGACACUUGAUCGGGGCGCUCAGCAUCGCCAACAUCAGAGAAUUGCACCUCGGCGACCUUUACUGUGCGACUCUGCAGAUGACGCUCCCGUUUGAGGCGUGGAUGCGGAAGAGCGAUCUGUUCCUGGCGGGGGUCUCGCACGUGUCGCUCAGAGUCAGCGAGUGGGAGUUUGACCAGUUCGACAAUGUCGACUAUUGA
Molecule: messenger RNA, 1560 nt
Organism: Zasmidium cellare ATCC 36951
Lineage: Eukaryota; Fungi; Ascomycota; Dothideomycetes; Mycosphaerellales; Mycosphaerellaceae
Exons: 3
Coding region: 1-1560 (519 amino acids)
Source: RefSeq, a predicted model, not a curated record